AUGAAGCGAGGAACUCCUGACGAGCGGCGAUGGGAACAUGGAUUGCGCCAAAGUACUCGAACGUCCAACGGUCCUUCGUUAAUGUCGUAUCCGACGAUGAACCGCAACUCCAAGGUGACAACUGAAACCAAGAGAAGCAGCGGAAAUGCUGGUACUCCAACACCAUUGGCAGCGACUACCGCGCUGCAAACGUAUUUGGCCAACGAUAUCGAUGCAAAAAGCAGGAUACCGUGUCCUGUAUCUGAACUAGUUGGGAAGACGGUGUCGAGAUCGGAUGCAUCACCGGAUCAAAGACGGCUGAGCAACGCAAGUACUUGUAAUAGCCGACGGAACGACAUUACAUAUCAGGAGAAUGCAAAGCCGAUUCAACUUAAUGUACGCGUUGGUGUUAAUACGGAGAAUACUGCUACAGCCGAUGGAGUUGCUGUCUCACGAGCUGAAAGUCCAUUGUCGCGCUUCCAGAAGCAUACAAGGCAAACACAUUCUGUUCCAGACGAGCGGCAUACGUUCUCAAUGUCCACCACAUUCCCGCGAAAAGGUUAUUAUCACGACUUGCAAAAGACACCUCGACUUCUAGCAACACAAUCGCCACAGAGUUUGACUCGAUCUCUUAUGGAUAAGAUUAACGAAGCGAAAGGCUUGUGGCGAGUGAGUAAAGUCCGUUCGAAAGAUUGUUCCGAGCCAGAAACUUUGAGUCGCGGUUUGCAGAGCUCAAUUGAACACAAUCGAAAGGCGACGUUGCCAUGGCCAUCCAGUCCUAUUCAAGAACGUCCAGAAGAUACAGCUCAGCCUGCAGCAGCCCUGAACAAUGCCCCACCAGUUCCACAUGCGAAGCCAGUAAAGCCCGUGAUACCGCCGUUGCCAUCUUCUGCGUCGCCAAAGAACGUAAAGUCACCAAGAGAAUCAAAAGAGACUGCAACAAGAAUCAACGAUGUGAUCGCGGCUACGAAUGCCGUUCUAUCUAUUCAGCACAUGUGGCGAAGAAAGCGACUGAACCAUCAAAAACACGAAGAGACCGAUCAUGGGCCUGACAGGAAAAUAAGUGACCACACUGAAGUGAAGCUGAUCAUCGACAAAAACUGUGCUGAUAUCAUCCCGUUAUUUCGUGCGGCCAAACCGAGUAGCAAGUGCAGUGUGACCAAGCUGCAGUCGAACGAAGUAUCAGCACUACAUAGUGAGAACGAGAUUGACUUGGGAGAAGAUUCAGUGGUGAAUAGUAACGUGAUGUCUGCUGUGCCAAACCACCCCUCGUAUUAUCCGUGGACGGAUCAUGAAUUGGUUUUUCUUGAAGAAGGUCGAUGUAUCGGAGAACUUCAAGACGCCGUUCGCAGAGGAAAUUCAGUGGAUCAAGACGAGCUCGUGUGGAAGCGUCCUCAGCAGGUUAUUCAAAAACUAGAAACUCGGCGAGUCUCAAUGAUUCAGAAAACCCGAAGAAAGCGAGAGCCCAAGAGCAAAAGUCGAAACCCGUUGAUACCAAGUAAUGGAGCGACAGCAUCCGUGCUGUCUAUUGUGCAUACAGUAGCAGCUCCCGCUAGUUCAAUGACUAGAGGAAAAAAGAUGCAUCAACGGAAGCACAAACUUCCUCGGGGCUACCGUUUCAAGCUCAGGAAUACCCGACGAAAAUCAAUGCUUCGUGUAAAGAAAGAUUCGGCCAAAUCCCAGAAGCUGUUCAUCCGAGAGCAAUGCACUGCAGACAAAUACGAGGACUAUGACCAUGGUGAACCCAGAUUUAAAGCAAGCAAAGGAGAAGCAGAACCAAGAGCAACGCCUGAUCCGCCGCAUAUGGACGGCAUUGUUCAAUGCAGCGAGAACAACGAGAAACAAGCUGACAGCAGGCUAAAUGAUCUCGCUGAAAUUGAAGCGAAACAUUUAAACUCGGAUCAACCGCUGGCCUUGGAUACUGAUCGUUUCGUGGUGUUCUCAGGCUCUGAGCUGCCACGAAGUGGCGUGGGUCCUGAGCUUUCGCGAAAUGACUUGAUUAGUGUAGGUGACCUCGCUCUAGCUAGAAGCCUGCUGUACAACGAAUGCCGUUGCCAAUUUACGAGCGACAAGGUCGAGCAUGUCAACGAUGUUAUACCACUGACAUUGACAACGCCUUCGAUCUACGCAAGCGUGCUUCCUGGGCUAGUAUCGAUGAUGGACUCGGUAAUAGUCGCUGAGACGUACUCUACUGAAAGGAACGGCGAUGAACACGCUCAUGGCAGCGUCACCGAACACGCAGAGCUGGAGGACACUCAGGGAUACAGCAGCCAAGAGCCUAAAUAUGUGGGUCACCCAUGGGUCUGGGAAGAACUGCUGGUGCGGAUGGAAGACAGUCGUACUCGCAGCGAUGAUAGCGCUUCGGACAUCACCGCUCCUUCCAGGGGAAAUAGUAAUCCUAACGAGUCGUGCGCAAUCGACAAAGCAGAGGAUUCAAUGCCCCAACGCUGUCCACCGGAUUCGAUGUGCGCUCUGAAAGCUACCAAGAGCUCCGUCGCCGAGAUGAUAACUCGGGUCCGCAAGGAGUACGGCGACAACCAGCAGGCCGAGGCAGCACCGUCUUCGCAGCAUCCCAUUCCGGUGGCGCAGCCCUCCCGGCUUCAAUUAGACGAAGAGAAGCGGAUUGAGUUCCUGCGCGUGUUAACCGACUUCAAGCGCUGCCUGCGAUCAUCGCCGUCGUGCUCUAGCAGCUUGCUGCUCUCGGACAAGUAUGGAAAACUGACGUAA
Phytophthora nicotianae INRA-310 is the source of this 2706-nucleotide messenger RNA. RefSeq lists its product as hypothetical. Lineage: Eukaryota; Oomycota; Peronosporomycetes; Peronosporales; Peronosporaceae. The coding region runs from base 1 to 2706 and encodes 901 amino acids. The record is from RefSeq and is a predicted model, not a curated record. The transcript has 2 exons.